This is a messenger RNA of Drosophila innubila, 1558 nucleotides long. RefSeq names its product pickpocket protein 11 (gene ppk27). Gene Ontology annotation, molecular function: ligand-gated sodium channel activity. Gene Ontology annotation, cellular component: membrane. The record is from RefSeq and is a predicted model, not a curated record. The transcript is spliced from 3 exons. The coding region runs from base 1 to 1290 and encodes 429 amino acids. NCBI's taxonomy places the organism in Eukaryota, Metazoa, Arthropoda, Insecta, Diptera, Drosophilidae. Gene Ontology annotation, biological process: sodium ion transmembrane transport.
AUGUCUCGCCUGGGCAAAGCUUUGCGUGCCACGCUCGUGGAAUACUUCAAGAAGACGAGUCUCAAUGGCUUUGGAUUGCUUUAUUAUAAUCGACGUCGUCGCUAUCAACGCUUCUUCUGGUUUCUCUUCAUUGCCGCGGGCAUUUUGUCGGCCAGCUUUGUGGUAUUUGCAACACUGUUGCAAUUUCUAUCACGACCCACAGUAACAGCUUUAUCUACACUGAGUGUGAGUCUGGAUGAAUUGUCUUUUCCCCCGCUGACCAUUUGCAGUACCAACAAAUUGAGUCGCCACAAGGUGCAAGGAUUCGCUGAGCAGCUGGCAAAGUCAAGUGGCAACUCCGCAGUCUAUUGGUUGCAACAGUUGGCGCUGCUUGCGGGUUACUUUGCUGCAAGAUCUGUGUCGGCUGAAGCUGCCACCAGGCUGCAAGUUGCACUUGGUCAACAUUGGCCGAGUGAUGUUAGAGCCACGUUGCUGCAACUAUCGCCCAGCUGUGAGUCGUUGCUACUAAGUUGCCACUUGGAGGCAUUGCAACAGAAUUGCUCUCAACUUUUUCAACUGACGCCCACCAUCGAAGGCAACUGCUGUGUCUUGCAACCUGAGAACAUAACGGGUUCUCUCACCCUGCGGUUGAAUGCCUCACGAGAGGAUGACUUCAACAUGCCACGCUUGGCAAGUACUGUUGGAUUCAGUCUCCAUCUGACUGGCUGGCUGGGAAAACGGAGUCUUUCAUCUGGAGAGUUCUCAUCUUUGGAGCUGCAUGCAAUCAGGUUGCAAGCAGAUGAACAGCUACGUAAUUAUCCUUUGACGGAACGUGGCUGCCACUUUCCGGAUGAGGCUGUUCAUGUGGUGCAGUGUCUGCCACAGUGUCGCCUUCGCAGUGCUAUUGCCGCCUGCAAUUGUGCACCAGCCUUAACCUUUGACCUGUCCGCUGGCUUUGUUGGGCAGCACAAUUACAGCUACUGCAACUUGGCACACACGGCUUGCCUGCAGCAUCUAGAGGCCAACUGGUCGUCCUGGAGCUGUCUCGACUGUCUGCCCGCUUGCAAUGAUUGGCGCUAUGAGCUGCGUCAGAGUUUGUUGGGGCAUGUGCAUCCAAUGGAAAGUAAAGUGAGCAUACGCUUUGGCGGACAGCGGGUGCCAUUGUAUAGUCAAGAUGGUCUCUACAAUUGGUACGAAGUGCUGUCCAACGUUGGAGGCGUGCUGAGCGUUUGCAUUGGCUGCUCGUUUAUCAGCGGAGUUGAGAUUGUUUACUUUAUGGUGUUUCGACUGUGGCAGAAUUGGCGCCAUUGAAGUGCUGUGAUUCCAUCAGGGAGCAGAUACAUACAAUAAAUAUAACGCAUACGCCAUGUGUGACAGCAAAUGAAAUUAGUUUUGAUUUAUUUGGUCGGACAUACGCCUAAAUCAUCAACAGCCUGAGGCACAAAUACACAAUAUCGUAUCUGUACAUAUAUCUUCAUUGCAGCCACGCCCACUUUGCCUUUUACAAUUGGGCAGGGGCCACUUGAAGUGUGUAUUGAAAAAAUGGCACAUCAAUUACUUGAGAAUGCUGAGCAAAAAA